CUCAUGCAAAACCUCCUCUCGAAAGAAGAUGAAGCCCUCACGGGCAGCGAGGACAACGAAGUCCGUCGCGAGGACCAAGAAAAGAUCAACCGCUUUAGUCGACUGCACCAGCGUGAGACGAUGCUGGAGGAGCAGUUGAAGUUGAAGUUGAAAGAUAAAGAAGAUCUGGAAGAAAUCUCCACGGAGCUGGAAUUGGCCGAUGAGGAUGAGCUGGUGCCGUACAAAAUCGGGGAUGCCUUCUUCCAGCUUCCCCUUGAAGAGGCCCAGUCGCUGCUCUCAACGGCAACGGAGCAAGUCGAUGUCGAGGUGGGCAAGUUGGAGGAGAAGCUGAGUGACUUGCGCGAUGAACUGCAGCAGUUAAAGGUCGCCCUGUAUGCUCGUUUCGGACGGAGCAUUAACUUGGAGACUUAAGUCUAAACCUUUUGUGUUAUGUUCAUUUAUCUAAUGACCCAAUGUGAUAUAAUGUAUCCGUGGUAAUGCUAUGCUCAUAUGCCAAAGGAUCAAGUUCAGUGUCUAGCUUCCGGCUAUACAUGCUUGUACUGUAUACAAGAUUCCAACACU
Molecule: messenger RNA, 561 nt
Organism: Aspergillus sclerotioniger CBS 115572
Lineage: Eukaryota; Fungi; Ascomycota; Eurotiomycetes; Eurotiales; Aspergillaceae
Product: tubulin-binding prefolding complex subunit GIM3
Exons: 4
Coding region: 4-411 (135 amino acids)
Biological process (GO): protein folding
Cellular component (GO): cytoplasm; prefoldin complex
Source: RefSeq, a predicted model, not a curated record